Messenger RNA from Monopterus albus (swamp eel), 3648 nucleotides. It is a transcript of the gene sema3b, whose product is annotated as sema domain, immunoglobulin domain (Ig), short basic domain, secreted, (semaphorin) 3B. Gene Ontology annotation, molecular function: semaphorin receptor binding; chemorepellent activity. Gene Ontology annotation, biological process: semaphorin-plexin signaling pathway; positive regulation of cell migration; axon guidance. The record is from RefSeq and is a predicted model, not a curated record. Bases 1101 to 3497 code for a protein of 798 amino acids. The transcript is spliced from 18 exons. NCBI's taxonomy places the organism in Eukaryota, Metazoa, Chordata, Actinopteri, Synbranchiformes, Synbranchidae. Gene Ontology annotation, cellular component: plasma membrane.
GAGAGAGAGAACGCCUUGUAUGUGUGUGUGUAGGGCUGUGUGUUUCUCUAAGAGGAGCUGGAGUGGAGCUGUUCAUCAGUAGCACUGACUGCAGACAGGGGAAUACUCACAUCUCACCGCGCUGCUUUUUAACUGACACACCGGCUGCUUGUUGGACUUUUCUAACUCGCAGGACUUUUCACACCAACGUGGACCUCUGCCACUGCUCUCUUUCUGUCCUGCAGGCACCACUCCCCAUCACUGGGAUUACUUAAUUUUUUUCCUGCAGUUUUACAGGAAUUUCUAUCUGCUUUAAACUUGGUUUUCUUUAUCCAUCCAAUCUAUGGACUAUCAAAAAAUCCAGAAUCAGGUGUUUUCACCUUAUUGCAGAUGAAGGUUUCUGUGUAUUUGCAUUGAACUGAAAAAUGCUCAAGCCUGAGAAUGGCUGUGUUGCAAGUAAAGCACAUAGCAAGAGCUCAGUGACUGUGUUCUCCUGACUGUGAAUUUACAAUCCAGAGGGCUACAUCCUCUCUUAAUGAAAGGACUGUGAGAGGUUAAACAGCAAAAAGCAGCACUGUAAUUAUGGAAGCAGUCAGUGCUGUCAGCAGCAUGUUGGGCUCAGGUGGAUGGUGAUCCCGUUCUGAACUCUUUGGAAUUUGGUUUCCUUGGAAACGGACAGGUCCCUUUGCCUAUGUGUGACGUUUCUGUCCCGUUUUGGAUGUGAGAGGUGAACUUGGUCAUCCUUCAUGGGAAGAGAAGUGGAUCUGCCAAGAGAAGUCUAAAAAAAGAUUACACCGAAUAUUAGAGCUGUAAAGGACGAAUGAAAGAGGCUGAAGCUCUGCUAAAACAAACAACAAGAGGGAGAUUCCGGUUUGUGCUUGGUUGAGCUGACCCUGACUCCUCGCCAAAAAAGGACCAAGCCCAAACCAAACCUGUCCAAGGGCAGAGAGACUGCAUCUAAUAUACACAGAAAAUCUGAAUCAGAACCAAAGCUGUAACAAAACUCAGAAAAUAAGACAAAUAUCAGGCAUUAAAAGGCCAAAGUAUAGUCACGAUAAAAUCACUUCACAGACUCAAAUUUUCAAGUUAGACCAUUAGAAGGAAGGGGUUUGUGUGCCAAGAUGAUGAUGAUGAUGGUGGCCAUGAUAGUCACCUGCAGCUCUCUGUUUCUGCUGGGCCUGGCUGCCGCCCAUGCUUCCUCCGGCACCAUGAUCCACACUUCCUCUUCAUCCCCCUCCUCCUCACCACGCAUGAAACUCUCAUACAAAGAUCUGCAGCAGUUCCACGGAGUGCGACGAUUCGAGCUGGAGCGUUCCUGCUGCUUCAGUGCUCUGCUGUUAGAUGAAGAAAGAGGCCGCCUCUUUGUCGGGGCCAAGAACUUUAUCCUGUCACUUUCAUUGGACAACAUUGCCAAGCAGGAACACAAGAUUUACUGGCCCGCCCCCGUUGACUGGAGGGAGGAAUGUAACUGGGCUGGCAAGGACAUCACUUCUGAUUGUGUGAACUAUGUGAAAAUCGUGCAUCACUAUAACCGCACCCACCUAUAUGCCUGUGGAACCGGGGCCUUCCAUCCCACAUGCGCCUUCGUAGAGGUGGGGCACAGAAUGGAGGACCAUGUGUUCAAGAUUGACCCCUCUAUGGUGGAAGACGGGAAAGGGAAGAGUCCCUAUGAUCCUCGGCACAAUGCUGCCUCUGUGCUCGUUGGUGAUGAGCUAUAUGCAGGUGUGGCCACAGACUUAAUGGGACGGGACUUCACCAUCUUCAGAAGCCUGGGGAAACGGCCUUCCAUCCGCACCGAACAGCAUGACUCACGCUGGCUCAGUGAACCAAAGUUUGUCGGGUCCUUUUGGGUCCCAGAGAGCGAAAACCCUGAUGAUGAUAAGAUAUUUUUCUUCUUCCGUGAGACGGCGGUUGAGGCCCAGGGGCUGGGAAAGUCCACCUACUCCCGCAUUGGACAACUCUGCAGGAAUGACAUGGGCGGUCAGCGGAGUCUGGUGAACAAGUGGACGACAUUCCUCAAAACCCGUCUGAUCUGCUCGGUACCGGGAGCCGACGGUAGCGACACAUACUUUGACGAGCUGCGCGAUGUGUUCCUGCUGCAAACAAGGGACAGAAAGAACCCUCUGGUCUACACUGUCUUCUCUACUUCCAGCAGUGUAUUUAAAGGCUCAGCUGUGUGUCUCUACUCCAUGAAUGACAUCCGGAGGGCCUUCCUGGGCCCCUUCGCUCACAAAGAGGGGCCUAACUACCAGUGGGUCCCCUUCCAGGGAAAAGUGCCCUAUCCCCGCCCAGGAAUGUGUCCCAGCAAGACAUUUGGCAGCUUUGAGUCCACUAAGGGUUUCCCAGAUGAUGUGAUCCAGUUUGCACGUCACCACCCUCUGAUGUAUAAUCCGGUCUAUCCUAUGAACCGGCGGCCCAUCUUUGUCAGAACCAACAUGGACUACAGCUUCACACAGAUCUCUGUGGACAGAGUCAAUGCUGCUGAUGGACAGUACGAUGUCAUGUUUAUUGGGACAGACAAAGGGACAGUACUAAAGGUGAUUAGUGUCCCCAAGGAGAGUUGGAACAACAUGGAGGAACUUCUACUGGAAGAGCUAGAGGUCUUCAAAGAUGCCUCAUCUAUCAUCAACAUGCAGAUCUCCUCAAAGCGACAACAGCUAUAUGUGGGCUCCAACACAGGCAUUGCCCAGGUUCCCCUUCACCGCUGCAGUGUGUAUGGGAAGGCCUGUGCUGAGUGCUGUCUGGCCAGAGACCCAUACUGUGCCUGGGAUGGAACAUCCUGUACUCGCUACCUGCCAAACACCAAGAGACGUUUCCGUCGCCAAGAUGUGAGGAACGGAGACCCCAAUACUCUCUGCUCUGGAGACCAUCAUAAGCACCGUGUGGCAGAGAGAAAGCUGUAUGGAGUUGAAGGUAGCAGCACUUUCUUGGAGUGCAUCCCUAAAUCUCUCCAAGCCAGAGUCUCCUGGACCUUCCAGAAACAUCCACAGAACCCACAAGAAGAGUUGCGCUUAGAUGACCGCAUCCUCCAGACAGACAGAGGUCUCCUGAUUCGUCGUGUCCUGAAGAGAGAUAUUGGCACCUAUCAAUGCCAUGCUAUGGAACAUGGCUUCACCCAAACCCUACUAGGCAUCACCUUGGAGGUUGUGUCCUCAACAUCCUCCUCAGUCUCCAAUCUACCCUCCGACGCCCCUUUCCGUUUAGACCCCCGCAGUGGAGGGGGGACCCCAAUGACCAAUCAAAAGUUUUGGUACAGGGACUUCAUGCAGCUGGUGGACCACCCUAACCUGAGUGCCGUCGAUCAAAUCUGUGAGCAAGUUUGGGCACGCAAGAAUGCUGGCAGUGAACAGGUGGAUAAGAUCUUUUCUGCUCCAGGAAAGGGUGUCCCACCUCUGGGCCCUGCUGUUCGCCCAGCUAACAAGAAGUGGAAACAUCUUCAGGAGAUAAGAAAAGGGAGAAAUCGCCGGACCCAUGACGGCAAACUGAACCCUCGGGCACCACGUAGCGCAGGAGAGUAACAACGUAGAGAAAGAUGUUGGGAGAAAAGAUACAAGGAGAAAGGCGGAGAGUGAUCGAAAGAGACUGAGACACCAAGAACUCCUGUUCACGCAUACAGAUACACCCAGGCACAGAAACACACACACACACACACACACACAAAAAACACAC